AUGUCCUUCCUGAGGAAUUUCUUUGGCACUAGCACCACGCCUGACACGCCCAAGGACGAGAAAACUCCCGUCCGGGCCUUGCCCGCUUCCUGGUAUACCUCCCAGGACAUGUACGAGCUUGAGCGCCGAGCAAUCUUCUCUCGUAAAUGGCUCCUCACCACACACAAGCACCGUGUUGCCAACCCAGGUGACUCAGUUCGAUACGACGCCGCCGGCUUCGAGUUCAUCAUCCUCAAGGAUCACCAGGGAACCAUCAGUGCCGUCCUCGCUGAUGACCUCGCCCCUGUACACCUGCACAUCGACCGAAAUGGCUUCGUCUGGGUAAACAUGGAUUCAUCCGAGACACCCGAAGUAGCAUGGAAAGACGACUUCGAUGGUGUGGACGAGCAGCCCCGAUACGCCCACUACAAUUUUGAGAAUUACAGAUUCGACCACUCAUGGGAUAUGGAGGGCGAAUUCAACUGGAAGAUUCUGGCAGAUAACUACAAUGAGUGCUAUCACUGUCUAGUCGCUCACCCGGAUAUACCCACUAUCGCCGAUCUGAACUCAUACUAUGUCAAGACGAAGGACGGACAUAUUCAGCACUAUGGUGCUGCACGUGAAGAUCAAAUCGAGAAGGGCUUCCGGAUAGCUACUACGUACUUUUGGCCGAACGCUUCUUUCAACAUCAGCCCCAACUUCUUCUUCAUGCAGCGCUUUACUCCGUCCAGUCCUACUAAGUGUGUCAUGCGGUACGAGGUCUACCGCCACAAGGACGCUACCGAUGAGGCAUUUAGCCUGAUCAGUGAUAUGUACAAGCGCAUCAUGUCAGAAGACAAAUACCUCUGCAUCCUCUCACAGAAAAAUUUGAAUGCCGGCGUCUUUGUCAACGGCGAGCUGCACCCUGAGAUGGAGGCCGGUCCACUUCACUUCCAGAAGACUGUGCGCGAGGUCGUAACGGAACAUCAUAAGAAGGAGAGAGAAGCUGGUCACGAGAUCUGGCCUGCUGCUGAGCGAUACCGGAAAUCGGUUACCAGUCGAGAUGAUACGCCCGUUCAGUCGGCUCUUGGUAGCUGGGCUGUGGAGAAGAAUGAGAUGCAAGACUCUUUGCAAGGAAAUUUUGCCCCAGCAAUCGCGGUUUAG
This is a messenger RNA of Penicillium longicatenatum, 1122 nucleotides long. RefSeq names its product RHO alpha subunit C-terminal catalytic domain-containing protein. The record is from RefSeq and is a predicted model, not a curated record. Gene Ontology annotation, molecular function: 2 iron, 2 sulfur cluster binding; iron ion binding. The coding region runs from base 1 to 1122 and encodes 373 amino acids. The transcript has a single exon. Lineage: Eukaryota; Fungi; Ascomycota; Eurotiomycetes; Eurotiales; Aspergillaceae.